GCCCCCCUGAGGCCCAUGACAGGGAUCCAAGAGGGCUCCAGGCAGCUUGGACCGACCUUGCUGCCCUCCCCCCUUUCCAGGUUCCCUUCCCAUAUGGCCCAUCCGCUCUGCCUCAUCGAGAACCGCCCGGGCGGGAGGCUGGUGCUGCGAGAGGAGGCCCUGGCGGUCCUGCAGCGCAUCCGGCAGCCGGUGGUGGUGGUGGCCAUUGUGGGGCUCUACCGGACCGGGAAGUCCUACCUCAUGAACCGCCUGGCGAGCCAGCAGAAGGGCUUCUCCCUGGGGUCCACGGUGCAGGGCAAAACCAAGGGCAUCUGGAUGUGGUGCCGCCCCCAUCCCCAACGGAGUGACCACACUCUGGUGCUGCUGGACACGGAGGGCCUGGGGGACACAGGGAAGGGCAACACGCAGAACGAUGCCUGGAUCUUUGCGCUGGCCAUCCUGCUGAGCAGCACCUUGGUCUACAACAGCAUGGGCACCAUUGACCAGAACGCCCUGGAGAAGCUCCAGUAUCCUUCCCUUGGGGGUGACACAGAGCAGAUCAGAAGGUGCAACGAGCCCCGGUUGUGCAUCCGCAAGUUCUUUCCUUCCCGGAAGUGCUUCACUUUUGUCUGGCCAACUACCAUGAAUAACUUGCAGCGGCUGGAGGAGCUGCAGGAGGAAGAUUUGGAAGAGAGGUUCCGGGAAGCAGUGGCCCGUUUCUGCAAACACAUCUGGGAGACCUCCAAGUGCAAGAUGGUCCCCGGGGGCCAACCCGUGACGGGAGCCAAGCCCGACUUUGUGGAGCAGGCCGACCAUUUCUGCAACUACAUCUAUGGGACAUCCAAGGAGAAGACCCUCCUGGGGGGCAUGUGUUCACUGGGCACCGUGAGUCCGUCCUGCCCUCCCACCCUCCUUCCUCUGAGCUGA
Messenger RNA from Anolis sagrei ordinatus, 906 nucleotides. The record is from RefSeq and is a predicted model, not a curated record. Lineage: Eukaryota; Metazoa; Chordata; Lepidosauria; Squamata; Anolidae.